CAGGAGAAAUAUCAUCUUGGCCGUGUCAUAGGUGCUGGGAGCUUCGGUGUUGUUCGGGAAUGCGUGGAGAAGUCGUCGGGGCGCGUCAAUGCAGUGAAGACCAUCCCCAAAGUACCGAAGCGAGGUCUUCCGACGCCACGUUACCUGUUGAAGCUGCGCACGGAGGUGGAGAUCAUGCAGCAACUGGGGUACAGCUUGGACGCGGUGAACCUACGCGAUGUGUUUGAGGACAAUGACGCAAUCCACCUGGUCAUGGAGCUUUGCGAGGGUGGUGCGCUGCUAGAGAGGAUUGAGUCGCACAAGUACUCGGAAAAGUACAUCGCCCGCCUCACGCGCAGCAUUCUUCGCUUCAUUAGCCAGUGCCACGCGAAAGGGAUUAUCUACCGAGACGUGAAGCCGGAUAACUUUCUGUUCUUGCGGCACGACGACGAGUCUCCUCUGAAAGCAACCGACUUCGGGCUUUCUAUCCGCCACUGGCCGGAUGAGCCGAAGCUCACGUCGCGCUCUGGAACCCCCGCCUACAUGGCACCCGAGUUGGUAUUACAGUCCUAUGACGAGAAGUGCGACAUUUGGUCCGUGGGCAUGCUGACGUACCAGCUGCUGACGGGGCGCUUUCCCUUCUGGGAGGACGUCCGGACCCAAACCCUGAGCGAUGUCUGGAAGGCCAUCUUGACUCAGGACGUCAACUGGAAUGCGCUGGAGCUCAAGCAGCUGUCCCCCAGCGCCGUGGACCUGCUCAAGAGGUUGCUGCAGCGGGAUCCCGCCCAACGGCCAUCAGCAUUCGUGGCUCUGGAGCACCCCUGGCUGUCGGAAGAUGGCCGGGCGAGGGACCUGCCGCUGCAAGGCAGCGUUGUGCAGCGCCUGCAGCGCUUCUCGACCUUUGGCCACCUGAAGCAGCUGGUGCUGAAGAUGAUUGUUGACGAGAUUCAAGAUGAAGGCAAGCAGGGCAAGGCGCCUGCCAGCCGCAAGGCGCGCGCUGCUCUAGGGAACCUGCAGGACCUCUUCAACGAGCUCGACACGGACAGCAGCGGUGCAAUAACGCUUGAGGAACUGUCAGCCGGGCUUCGGCGCCAGGGUUACGUCCUGGCUGACAAUGAGAUUGAGAACCUGAUGCGGCGGGUGGAUUUCGACCACAACGGCACCGUGGACCUGUCAGAGUUCAUCACCACGUUGAUGGAUUGGGAUCAGGUGCAGGCGGAGCAAGGUUGGCAGGUAUAUUUGGAUCACGCAUUCCGCAAGAUGGAUCACGACGGAGAUGGCUACAUCUCCUUGGACGAGCUCCUCCAGCAGCUGCCCCCGCUGCGGCCCGCGCCAGGUGUUGGCUCUCUGGCGCAGGUGGUUUCGGACGCAGCGGCUGCACUGGGCUUCAGCCGCGGGUACGACGGCGACGCGGAGCGCCUGGCGGAGGCCAAGUUAAUGCUUCGUGAGGCGGACACUAAUGGCGACGGGAAGAUCAGCCGGGAGGAAUUUUUCGAUCUCUUGAAGGAGAGCCACGCGCCCGACAGUCUGUCUUUCUAUGAUGACAGACUGGCGAUUACCACGGACGGUCGCACCUCGGCCGUGGUUGGGCAGCAGAACCGCCAGCCGGCCGCCAAGCUAUGAAACAUUUUUAAAGCUUUAUGUGAGCAAAUAAGUAUGUACUGGCAGCGGCAUAGUAUGCUAUGGAUGCUGCCGAAGCUGUGACAUGUAACUGUUGGUUGUGCAUCCCACUUAUCGCCACCGAUACCGACGGUGUUGGGGCUUUGGUAUGUUCUGGCGCUACCUAACGCUGUCGAAGCGCUUGGCU
This is a messenger RNA of Volvox carteri f. nagariensis, 1786 nucleotides long. RefSeq lists its product as uncharacterized. Gene Ontology annotation, biological process: intracellular signal transduction; protein autophosphorylation; peptidyl-serine phosphorylation. The record is from RefSeq and is a predicted model, not a curated record. The transcript is spliced from 12 exons. NCBI's taxonomy places the organism in Eukaryota, Viridiplantae, Chlorophyta, Chlorophyceae, Chlamydomonadales, Volvocaceae. Gene Ontology annotation, cellular component: cytoplasm; nucleus. Gene Ontology annotation, molecular function: calcium-dependent protein serine/threonine kinase activity; ATP binding; calmodulin binding. The coding region runs from base 175 to 1602 and encodes 475 amino acids.